Oppiella nova is the source of this 522-nucleotide messenger RNA. Lineage: Eukaryota; Metazoa; Arthropoda; Arachnida; Sarcoptiformes; Oppiidae. The record is from the annotation of a GenBank genome assembly.
GUUUUCAUGAAAUGAACUCUAUUUUCAAACUAAACCUCAUUUCGUAUAUAAAUUGAACGCAACUCUUGAGCUCACGUUAAGUCAAUGUUUGGCAGAAAACUCAUAACAUAUUUGUCUGUAAUUAAUAAAAUCACAAAACUUCCCAAAGUUUGUGUCAACGCAUACGCCAUACGAAGAAUGUCUGCCAACAGUCACUACAAACAGAUCCAAGUGUUGAACUACUCGACCAACUUCGCUGAGGCGACUAAAAUAGUUUCGCUGCCUUUAGUGGAUCCCAAAAGUGAUGAAAUACUUGUGAAGAAUCUCUUUGUGGGCAUCAAUGCCACGGAUCUGAACAUCACUGCCGGACGUUAUUUCAAACACUCGGACCCGCCCUAUCCCCUGGGCUUUGAAGCUCUGGGACAAAUUGUCAAGACUGGAAGCGCUAUCAAGGACUACAGUGUCGGUCAGUACCUGGUUGUAAUGUGUGGUAGUGGUAGACUGAAGGGAUAUUCAGAGUAUUUGGUGAUUACCGCUAAUUAA